This is a messenger RNA of Impatiens glandulifera, 2472 nucleotides long. Its product is annotated as histone-lysine N-methyltransferase, H3 lysine-9 specific SUVH5. Bases 383 to 2260 code for a protein of 625 amino acids. Gene Ontology annotation, molecular function: protein binding; histone methyltransferase activity; zinc ion binding. The record is from RefSeq and is a predicted model, not a curated record. The transcript has 4 exons. Gene Ontology annotation, cellular component: nucleus. Lineage: Eukaryota; Viridiplantae; Streptophyta; Magnoliopsida; Ericales; Balsaminaceae.
AAAAAGAACUGUUGUAAUGAGGUGCCUUUUUAUACUUGUCCUUAUAUUGGGCAGAAUCGCUGAUUCUUGCAGUGGGACGUUCCCUUUACAAUUCGACCUUUACUUUCUCCGGCGAAUGAUCGUCUAAUUUUAUUGCCGGAGGUGAAAUUGUGCAAUUUUUGAGCUCUAUCUUCCAAUUUAUUGCUGGAUACUCCUGAGUUAUCAGAUCAGGUUUUAUAUUCAUCUUCAGAAGCAAGAGCGGGAGGGGUGUAUACUCGUGUCUGAUACCGAGUCUCCUAAAGUAUCUGUUAUUUGGCAUUGAGGUAAGUUAAGCAAGAAACUGAAGUGUGUUCUAAGCUGAUCGAAAACUCAACUAGGAAAAGGUACUGUACAAGGUGGAGCAAUGAGAAAACCGAGAAAUGAUUUGGCAGGAAAGUCUGUUAAAGCGACAAUAUCAAGUUGUGCCAAAGAAAUGGCUAGUAAUAACGUGUCAAGUAGAGUUCUUCGCAAACGGAAGCCUAAGGAGGAGUUACCUGAGAAGAGGACGAAAUCUAAAGUAACGCGUGAAAAGUGUAAUAAUGAUCAUGAUGGUGGUGUUGGAGACGAGAUGAAAGUGUACAAAACCGACAAUAGAGUUAAAACAAGAGCAUCAAUUGGUAUUGACGAAGGAAAAUCAACUUCUUCUCAAAAAGAUGUUUUUGAUAAGGGAGACGAAGAACCUUCUUUCCCCCCCAAACCGGAAUUGGAAGUAACACUACCUCCUUUAGGUCCCAAUGCUUCAAAUCAACGUGAUAUACGUAACAGAGUUAGAGAAACCCUCCGCUUGUUCCAUUCUAUUUGUAGGAAGUUGUUGCAAGAGGAAGAAGCAAAAUCAACUGGGAAUUUGCGAAGAGUUGACCUUUUAGCUGCAGAAGUCAUAAAAGAGAAAAAGAAAGAAGUUAACACAGAAUCUCGUAUUGUAGGAUCUGUACCUGGAAUUGAAGUAGGCACAGAAUUUCAAUACAGAGUGGAGCUUGUGCUUGUAGGUGUUCAUCAUCUCUAUCAGGCUGGUAUUGCUUACACUAGGAGCAAUGGAAAGAUAAUCGCGACAAGUAUUGUAGCAUCAGGUGGAUAUGCUGACACUUUGGACAAUCCUGAUAUUCUCAUAUAUUCUGGUCAGGGAGGUCAUCUUCCUGGUAAAAAUAAAGCCCCUGAAGAUCAAAAGCUAGAACGAGGAAAUUUAGCUCUAUUCAAUAGUAUUUCAGAAAAAAAUUCAGUUCGGGUCAUCCAUGGAACCAAGGAAACAAUCAAACCAAAAUCCAAACUGAACUCCAAAUCCAGGCCAAAGAUAACAACCACAUACACCUAUGAUGGUUUAUAUCUGGUGGAAAAGUAUUGGCAAGAGAUUGGUCCUCAUGAUAAACUGGUAUACAAGUUUGAGCUGAGGAGAAUUCCAGGACAGCCAGAUAUUGCAUGGAAAGAAGUGAAGAAAAUCAAGAAAUUUAAAGUAAGGGAAGGUGUGUGUGAAGAUGAUAUAUCGCAAGGGAAAGAAUUAUUUCCCUUUUGUGCUGUGAAUACAGUAGAUAACGAGAAACCUCCAGGAUUCACUUACAUAACGAAAAUGCGAUAUCCUGAUUCAUACGACUCUGUUCCUCCAAAGGGUUGUGAUUGUACAGAUGGAUGUGUGGAUUCCCGCAAAUGCUUGUGUGUAGUAAUGAAUGGGGGAGAGAUUCCGUUUAACUAUAAUGGGGCGAUUGUUGAAGCGAAAUCUGUUGUGUAUGAAUGUGGUCCUUCGUGCAUGUGUCCUCCAUCUUGCCACAACAGGGUGAGUCAGCAUGGGACAAAGAUACAGCUUGAAAUAUUCAAAACAGAGUCUAGAGGUUGGGGGGUUAGGUCAUUGAAUUCAAUAUCUUCAGGGAGUUUUGUAUGUGAGUAUAUGGGUGAGCUUAUAGAAGAUAAGGAAGCGGAAAAAAGAAAGAAUGACGAGUAUUUGUUUGAUAUUGGAGAGAAGUCUGGUACCGGUGGCGGCGGUUACACAAUUGAUGCAGCUGAGUUUGGAAAUGUUGGUCGUUUUAUAAACCACAGCUGUAGUCCAAAUUUAUAUGCUCAAAAUGUGGUGUAUGAUAAUGAAGACGAGAGAAAGCCUCACAUAAUGUUCUUUGCAGCUGAGAAUAUUCCUCCUUUGCAGGAACUGAGUUACGACUAUAACUAUGCUGUUGAUAGUGUGCUUGAUUCGUCUGGAAAUAUUAAAAAGAAAAACUGUUAUUGCGGAACUGCAGACUGUACUGGAAGAAUGUAUUAACCAUUUGUUACUGCUGCUGCUGCAUAUGAUCAAGUUAAUGUUGUAUUCUCAACUUGUUUCUGGUUACUCAAUCGGCAGGUGUUUGGGACUUGGAAGCACUCAUCAUUUUCCUUCAUAGAUGAAAAAUGUUUCUAAGUUGAACCUUAGGUUAAAAAAAUGUUUGUGAAAGGAAGGCAAUUUUCUAUAAUGUAAACAACUUAUGUUUCAUCAUC